Molecule: messenger RNA, 2274 nt
Organism: Cucurbitaria berberidis CBS 394.84
Lineage: Eukaryota; Fungi; Ascomycota; Dothideomycetes; Pleosporales; Cucurbitariaceae
Product: spindle pole body interacting protein
Exons: 2
Coding region: 1-2274 (757 amino acids)
Biological process (GO): actin cortical patch localization
Cellular component (GO): plasma membrane
Source: RefSeq, a predicted model, not a curated record
AUGCUCCAGGAAGGGGACGACGAAGACUCGGUACACUCGUCACGCGAUUCUUCACAGCCAUCGCUCGCCGCUGUCCGCUCCAAAGCCGGCAUGAGGCUCCGAUCGCAGUACCCCGCCGAUGCCAUUGAGAACCAUGUCGAGUACAUACUCGUGGCCUCGUUCGACAUUGACCGCGGGUCGGUCAUGGAACACCAGUAUCCAGCUGCCAUCAGUGGAGACGAGACCAUGUUGGCCGAGCUCAUGCUUCCCGACCAAGCACACGUGCGGAGUCAGGACUGGACCAUCUUCUUCUUGCACAAGGACACCACAGCCGAAGAGGAGGAGAGGGAGGCGAGGAGAGAGCGCAGGCGGAAGCGAAAGCGGCGGAAAGAGGGGCUGGACGACGACGACACCACGGCGGGUGCUGAGGAACUGGACGGCGUCGAGGACGCCGAAGGGGAUGAUGAUACCGAAAGUGAGGAAGAAAACGACCUCGACGGCCCGCCGCUGGUAUACGUCUUGAACUUGGUGAACACAAAGCAGGACAAUACCGUGAAAAGAGGCGCAAUUGUCAAAGCAAUGGCAAUCUGCACGCGACACUCUUUCCUGCACAUAUACAAGCCGCUCUUACUGCUAGCCCUCGAGGAAUACUUCAGAGCGCCAGUAAUUGAGACACUGGCCUCGCUAUAUAACGCUCUCAACGCCAUGGAUCUGUCGCUGCUACCAAAACUAUCCGGCCUGGAGAACUUUGUGCUUGGCGCCAGCGAUGCCAAAGACAUGUUCAUCGAGAAGUUUGAGCUCAUGGUCAGGCAACGCAAGAAGAUGGAUGCCGCGCGGGACUCGUUCGAAACUUCGUCCGACCCUCUGUUGAGACGCAAAACGUACGCGCUGCCUCGAGAUACGCACGAAUUCGAGUCCAAGAUCAACUACAAUGGUAUCCCAGUGCCCGUCAAAGUCCCGACAGCCCUCGGCCCAGAAACCGUGGGCGAUUUCUCUCUCAUCAAGCUCAUCCAGACAUUCUCCACACCCCAUUCAACACAACCUCAACCAUUCGCACUGCACCCACAUCUCACUACGAGUGGGGCAUACACUCACCCCAUCAUUGUCCUCGUCAAUGCGCUCUUGACACAGAAGCGCAUCAUCUUUAUUGGACACAAUCGACCCUCGAGCGAAGUCGCCGAAGCUGUGCUUGCAGCUUGUGCUCUCGCAUCUGGCGGAGUCUUGCGUGGCUUCGUGCGGCACGCCUUCCCCUACACGGACCUUACCAAAGUCGACGACCUGCUCAAAGUCCCCGGCUUCAUCGCUGGUGUCACCAAUCCCGCAUUCUCCUACAAACCAGAAUGGUGGGACCUACUAUGUGACCUUCCCACCGGCCGCAUGAAGAUUAGCAACCGCAUCGAGACCGCCUCGCCAACAGAAGGCUCGCUCUUCUUCCAGCAACAAACCCUACCCACAACCAGUCUUGGCGGCCUGCAGUUGAGUUCUGACAGCAAAAAUAGCAUAGAUACCACAGGCGAUAACCAAUUCAUGGAGGGCCUCCUCCAAAGCAUCGCGAACCGACACGGUGAAAACGCCAUUCGAGCGAAAUGGCGCUCCUGGGUUCUCAAGUUCACACGCAUCGCUGCCGCCUUCGAGGAAACCGUCUACGGUGCCUCUGCGUUGUACAUUGGCUCCCACGAGACCGACGGGGGCAUAUACGGUGUCUCUGGACACGGAUAUGUGUGGCCGGAUGAAGGCUCUCGGCUGCGCGAACUCGCUGCGAAUGUGCAUCGCAUUGAGGGCUGGCGGAAUACGAGGAGCUAUUACAGCUGUGUUCAGGACCUCGCGAGACACUGGAAUAAGAGACCAGUGCGAGGGAUCGACUUGCACCAUCAGCAUGAUAAGCUGAGGUGCUUGAAACUCACCCAUGAUCAGAGUGCGGCGAUAUAUCUUGCGCUUGCAAGGUGUGUGGAGGAGGCUGGAUCACCAAGCGAGAGCACAAAUGCAUCCUCCAGCGAUCUUUCAGCCAUGUCGCAGUCGCUUCCGCACACGAACCAUCCCGAGCAAAGACCUGGUCCGCAGCUCCAGUACGAUACCAUUCUUCAGCUUCUCUGUGUUAUACCAGAGACCAAUGCCGGGCUCUUCUACCUGAGUUUGGGGCUUUUCCACCCGAGGCAGGAUGUGAGAAUGGCGAUUGUGAAGCUGCUGGAGAGGAUCAUGGAUCAUCCCGCUGGUCGCCACUUCUGGACGAGCCUCGGACGCUUUGCUAAGCUGGCUUUGUUCCGCGUGAAGAGGGAAGAGGGAGCGCCGAGGUAG